Mastomys coucha (southern multimammate mouse) is the source of this 2048-nucleotide messenger RNA. RefSeq names its product chromosome unknown C10orf67 homolog (gene CUNH10orf67). Bases 54 to 1751 code for a protein of 565 amino acids. The transcript has 17 exons. The record is from RefSeq and is a predicted model, not a curated record. Lineage: Eukaryota; Metazoa; Chordata; Mammalia; Rodentia; Muridae.
CUGGCUUUGGGACUCAGAUUCUCAGAGCUCCAAGAGAGCGGUUGGGUAGUGCCAUGGCAGAGGCUGAGACUAAGACUGAGGAAUGGACGAAGACCCGUGGAUGCAGGAAGAUUCUCCAGACCCUCGAGGGGGCUAUUGAGCAAUUCAAAUUCCAUUCCAGUCUUACUAUUUCAGAUGACUUAAAGGUUGGCUUCUUUACUUCAGACCAUACUACUCAGACAGACUGCAGUGAAAUUUUUCCACUGAAAGAUUUGACUCAAUCCACAGAAAAGCUAAUGAGUACUAUUACAUCACUUCAUGUGGAUUUUGGGUUCCUCAAAGAUUUGGUUCAACUGAAGUUUGAGGAGCGACUUAAAGAGGAGUCUUGGAAAAUUGUUGGUAUGCUCUGUGACAAAAUGUUAGAGAUGAAGAAGCAUUACCAGCAGGGAGAAGAUGUCAUGAGAAAAAGCUUUCAACAGCAGCUAUGUGAUGCCAUAGCUGUCAUCAAAGGAAUGUACCAGAGAUUCUUCGAAAUAGAAGAUGAAAAAGCUGCCCUGCAAGAUACAGCAGAUGUCAAAAUGAAAGUUUUGACAAGAAAACUGAGAGAGAAAGAAGAAAUUAUUAAGAAUUUAAGGAAUGAAUUAGAACUAUAUGAAGAGUUUGGAUUUAAAAAAAUUGACUCUUUUGUCAGGGAGCCCAGCUCUCCAAAACCAAUCUCAGAAAAGGAACUUUUAGAUUACAAGGCAGAGAAUGAGAGGUUGAUGCAAAUCAUCACAGUGCUUGAGGAAGACACACAAGCGGCCGUGAAAGAAAACGCACUACUAGAGGAUGAAAUUAUGUAUCUGAAAGAGAUUUCAGACCAGGAUCAGCGAACUAUUCAAAAGUUAAUAGAUAGUAGAGAGAGACUAAGGUAUGAGCUGGAUUGUGAAAAGCUAGCCGUUCAAGACAUGAUCAACAGACAGAAAGAUGACAUUGAAAUUAAAAAGAAGUAUGCCAGUAUAAACGCGCGUUUUGCCACCAAGAGAGUAACAUUGAGGGGCAGAGAUACUUCUUUCCACUUAGCACCACGUCAAGUCAGAGAGGGAUCACAGUUUCAUCGGCCUCCUUCAGCUUCCCUCAGUGUAUCUCCAAAGUUGAAAAAGAAGAUGAUGAAGAAAUAUACUAGUGCUACAGAUGUUCCUCCUGCUACUGUCACGGAGACAACGGUCACUGUUCCUGCCAUGAGUGAAGGUUUUUCAAGUCUCCUUCCAAAGCCUUCAGACAAGCACGUUACAUUUCUGCUACCUAAUGUGGUGCCUGAAGAAUUAUUUCUGAAAUAUCAGUUGGCUAAGGAAGAAGAAAAAAGAGCUUUGGAGAAUGAAAUAAAUAUUUUGAAAACUGCAUUGGAGGAGGAGGGAAAGACAUUGGAAAGGUUUAAAAAGGAUGCUGAUCAGGCCAACAAAAGUUGGGAGAAGAAAUUUCUCAUCCUCAGGAACAGCUUUCACAUCCUAAAGAAUGAGAUGUUCACUAGACAAGCACUUUACCGGCAGUGUGCCAUGACUAGUGAUGCCUCCUUCAACUAUACUAAAGUUAAGCCCUUGUAUGUGCACUCCACUAUGAACAUGGGAGAGCCAACCUCUCCUCCAAAUGUUCCUCAUGCACCCAUGGUGGAGUCCAGCUAUGAGAACACACGCAGCAAACAGGUGUUGCCAGGAGUCACCUUGUAUUCUAGGAGCAACACAGAAUCCCUGGACAGAGAGGAUGCUGACACCAAAAAGGAUCGUUUUCAGUGAUGAUGAGACUGCAUCUUGGAGCAAAGGUAAUCAUCUGAGGACAACUGCCUUAGCUCUUCAAGCAAGAAUGACCUCUUUAGAUCAUCCCAAAGUACCAGAACCGAGACAACAUUCAAAGAGGCAACACUUUUAUCAAGACAGCUUAAUCAUGUGUUCUUCUGGCCCCGUGGCACAAGUCUUUCUGUUUAAACAUAAAGCUCAUGUCUAUACCCCAAAGGUGAACAUGGGGUCAAUGAACCCCUUUACCUGUUCUUCCUACGUGACCACAUUAAGUAAAUCUCUUUCCUCUGCUCGUCC